AUGCCUUCAUCCUCCUCUUCCUCCCUCCUGUGGCCUCUCCUCCUCUUCCUCCUGCUCCUCCAGCUGCGGCCCGGCGGGGCGGCGGAGGACUGUGGCGCCUCUUUCCGCUCCGGUCAGGACGACUUUGUGCUGGACGCCGAGGACGCGGUGAAGGAGGGAGCGGCUCCUCUGGCCACCGCGCAUGUGCAGUCUCCGGAGGAGUGUCGGAGCGCGUGCUGCUCGAACCUGCGCUGCAAUCUCGCGCUGCUCGAACCGGGCUCCGAGGACAACCGCACGUGCGUCCUGUUCAGCUGCGUGCACAGGAACCGGUUCGUGUGCAGGUUCGUGAACCAGGUCGGAUACCAGAGCUACAUCCGGGAAACCGUGUUCGAGAAAUACCUGGCGGGUCCAGGUAAGCAGGCUCCGCCCAUCGCCAUCGCAGGCCGUGAUGUCGUCACUCAGCCCGGCGAGACGGUGACGCUCAACGGCAUUGAGAGUCUGGCGCUGAACGACGCCCGCAUCACCGACUACAGCUGGAGUCUGCAGAGCGGAGACAGCGGCGUCAAGAUGGAGAAGACGGAUCUACCUGACCAGGUGAAGCUCUCCAACCUGCAGCCGGGCUAUUACGUCUUCCAGCUGACAGUCACCGACUCCAACGGCCAGUCAGACAACACUAACGUUAAGGUCCUCGUCCUCAGCCCGGAGAUGUCCAGCUUGUUCUGUUGGGCUCCCAUGAAGGUCGGACCGUGUCGAGCAGCGUUUCCCCGCUGGAGGUACGACGCUGCAACAGGCAGCUGUGAGCAGUUUGUGUUCGGAGGCUGCAAACCCAACAAAAACAAUUAUCUGUCCGAAUCGGAGUGUGUGUCUGCCUGCAGAGGAGUCACAGUGGCGGCAGAAAGGAGCGUCACUCCGCCCGCUAAAGAGGCGUGUGGUUCGACAUGUCGUCCUGAUCAGCUGGUCUGUGGCAACGGCUGCUGUGUGGACAGACGUCUGGAGUGUGACGGCGUGGCGCACUGCAGCGACGGAUCGGACGAGGAUCACUGCAGCAAAUUGAAUCAGACCUUCACCCGCCUGCUGGACAUCGAUGUGAACCAAAGGAGAGCUGUGUGCACCGAGCCGCCCAGCACUGGUCCGUGUCGGGCGAGUUUCACCCGCUGGUACUACAAUCCUCUGUACAAGGAGUGCUACACUUUCACCUACGGCGGCUGUGACGGCAACGAGAACAACUUCGAAGAAAGUCAAAAGUGCAGCCAGACCUGCGAAGGAGUGACUGAGAAACAUGUGUUUUCCAGAGGGCUGUUUGAGCGUUUUGAGAAGGAAGAAGAGAAUGACUCAGGCUCCGUGGCGCUGGCCGUGGUUCUGUCGGUGGCCAUCUUGGCUCUGUUGGCCAUCUUGACCUACUGCUUCCUGAAGGCCCGCAGGAAACGCACCCAUAGGCCCGUGGCCACAGGCCCCGCCCAAGUGACGCUGUCGGAUCCGGAUUCACCCGUAUACAACAGCACCACCAAACCUGUGUGAUGUCAGCGCCACGCCGGUGUGACGUCACCGCUGUGGUUACCAUGGAGAUCUGCCACCAGCUGCUGCCUGACAUGUUGUUUUUAUUCUCAUCCGGUUUCAUUUCUUCUAUUUUUUAAUGUCACUUUCCUUUAAAUGUCCCACAGUUUCUUUGCUGUUUGUGUUUACUUCUGUUCUCCUUCUGAUUCCUGAUGUUUUCCCGUUUCUAAGUUGUUUUCAGUCAGAAUGUUGCUACCUUUUUGUCUGUAUGAGAGGAUUUUAUUGACUAUUUACAGUUUUUGGGGAAACUGUUCAAGCAAACAAACUAUGUUGGAUUUUAUUUAUGAUUUACAAAUGAUUGAAGGUAGCAGGUUAGCUGUGCUAGCGUCAGAGCGCUGUUUCAGGUGAAUCAUGUAGGUUCUUGACUUCUCAUUCCAGUCCGACAGUGGCUGUUUGUGUUCUCUUAGGUUGUGCAGCAGCUUUUUUAUUGAUCGUAUUAGUAUCAGUCAGUGCUGGACUGGAUUUUAUUGAUCAAUUUUUAACAGACAGCUAUUCGUUGGGUUUCUGAAGAUCUGCCCUGUUUGAAUAUACAGUGUGUGAUAUCAAUUUUUGUUUGAUAUAUUUAUGAAUUCUGUGUUUUUGGGUCUCAGGUUGAGUUGUUUUAAUGCAAGUAUGAAGUUAAGUGUGUUUCAAUUAUCUCAGGUUUUUAAUAUAUGCAGUCGUGUUUUUAAUAAAGUCAUACGGAAUCAAACAUGAAA
This is a messenger RNA of Amphiprion ocellaris (clown anemonefish), 2231 nucleotides long. RefSeq names its product kunitz-type protease inhibitor 1-like. Gene Ontology annotation, molecular function: protein binding; serine-type endopeptidase inhibitor activity. The transcript has 10 exons. NCBI's taxonomy places the organism in Eukaryota, Metazoa, Chordata, Actinopteri, Pomacentridae. Bases 1 to 1497 code for a protein of 498 amino acids. The record is from RefSeq and is a predicted model, not a curated record.